AUGGCAGAGAAGCUGACACUGGCCGAUGAUGCAAAGGGCAUCUGUGAAGAGGUGGUGGCGCGGCACUUCAUGCCAGUGGUGAGGUACCAGCAUGAUAAGGUUCCUGCAAUGGUUACAGCCAUCACGGAAAAUAUAGUGCAGCGGUUAACUCAAGAAGCAGCGCUUCCCAGAAAGUAUAUAGCACAUUCCGCCAUUUUUCAAAAAAAUGGCGCCGGAUUUCACGCGUUGUCGGCAUGCUCAUGGAAUCCCGCGAGCGAUGCGUGCUAUGUGUACCAUGCAGAGAAUAAGGCGAUGCACUGUGUCGUGACCGUGUACGGUGUGGUGGCCUAA
This is a messenger RNA of Trypanosoma grayi, 330 nucleotides long. Its product is annotated as dynein light chain. The coding region runs from base 1 to 330 and encodes 109 amino acids. Gene Ontology annotation, molecular function: dynein intermediate chain binding. The record is from RefSeq and is a predicted model, not a curated record. NCBI's taxonomy places the organism in Eukaryota, Euglenozoa, Kinetoplastea, Trypanosomatida, Trypanosomatidae. The transcript has a single exon. Gene Ontology annotation, cellular component: cytoplasmic dynein complex; cytoplasm. Gene Ontology annotation, biological process: microtubule-based movement.